This is a messenger RNA of Somion occarium, 1843 nucleotides long. The record is from the annotation of a GenBank genome assembly. NCBI's taxonomy places the organism in Eukaryota, Fungi, Basidiomycota, Agaricomycetes, Polyporales, Cerrenaceae.
AAAAAAAAUUAGGACCAGCAUGGUGAUAGGCUCGUUCUAACCAUUACUGUUACAGUGUUCAGUGUUAGUCAACCUAAGACCAUUUGGAAGUCUAACAGGUCCCUGACAUCGAAAUACGAGUGUAUGUAAGACUGCAGUCCUGGGUCAAUUACUAGACCGUUCGGCGGACUUAUAUUGAUCAUCUUUAUUAUUUGCUAUCUUCAGCUUGCUUUCAUUCCAUAUGGCUCCUCGUACUCGAGCUGCAGCAGAGCCAUCAUAUACGUCGACGCAGAAGGGGAAGCAGCGAGAAGAUCCUGGAGCUUCUCACUCAGAGAGCACCAUUGAUCAUGAUGUCUUGGGCGAUAUGGAGAACUCCAAACAUAGGACUAUCUCUCCCGUGUUAUGAAUGGGUUCCGCAAGUUGAAGCAAGAAGUUAUUGAGCUCCAGACUAAGAAUUUAGAGCUCACUGAAGACUUGGAGAAGACGAGAGAAGCGGAAACCCAACCGAAGAGGGGCAAACGAGGGGGACCCACUGUGGUUGGCCUUCAGAAAGAAAUCAGGUCGUUGAAGACACAGGUAUCUCAAUUACAAAAGUCGCAGAAGAAGGACAAGAAGAAGAUUCUGCAGCUACAAGUGAAGGAAGCUAAGAAAGAUGCAGCUGAGCUCGAGGAAAAUGAGGAUCUUUCCAUGGUCGGGGAUACCGCGUAUCCUAUGCGAAAGCUUCUGCGCCGAUUCAGCGACCUUAUGGCUGCUAACUCUAUCGACGGCACUGAAGAAUGCCCUAUUUGUAUGGAGAAACUUGAAGUAGAUAAGACAGCCAGGUACGCUGGCCUUUCUGACCGUCCUGUAAUAUUCAAAAUGCAUACGCAUUGUAGCCUUCCUUGUCAUCAUGUUCUUUGCGAUGACUGUUUCAAACAAAUCUCACCAAAUAAAGAAGAGGUUAAGUGUCCCGUGUGUCGAAAUGAGCAUCCACGGGAUGAGGUCGAAAUGAUACGCUACACCGCUUCCUCGCAAUGGGAUGCAUUGUUGAAGAUUGCCGCCAAGUUCGCAUCCAUGGACCACCGCGGUGUUGAGGACACUAGCGAGGAAGAAGAUGAAGAGAAGUUUGUUAAUGACGACUCCUCGGAACUCACGAGUCAACUCUCGCAACCUACGUCCCCUGACCCGCUAGCAACGUCGCCAGAGCCGGAGGUAGAAGCAUUGCAUGCGCCGUCCACUCCCGAGGCCAAACCUGACCCAGAAGAUAUCGUUUUGGCUCAAACGCCCCGCAAGAGGCGUGCUGUUACGACACCUGUGACCUCGUCAGAGCCAGAAGGCCCAGGUGAUGAUGAGCCUGCGUCAGGAUCAUCAGUUAAGUUGGAGAAGGUGGAAGACCGCAAUGGUUUGAAAACACCUGAACCUGAGGGACAUACUUCGCUCUCCUUUGCACUAUCACCGAUCUCUGAGAAGAAGAAAAGGUUGCAAGCUUUAGCUGAUAGACGAUCGAAGAAGCGGAAAAUAGGCUGAUCGACUGCAGGUCAUAUACAGCCAUACCUGUCCUUGCUGUCCGAUAUCGCUGCGUUUACUUCUACAGACUACGGGAAUAUAUGCCGGUCAGGUAUGGGUCUGGUUGUUUAAGCAGCUGCAUGUCGGUUGCACAGUUUUUCACUCGGUACAUUAUCGCAAGCUGAAGAAAUUCGAAGGUCUUUCUUGGCUUGAACUAUAGCACUGCGCACUGGCCAGAUGAUCAAUUCAAGAACCGAUAUGUCCAGAUAGUCUCAAAUAGGGAUUGGAUGACAGUCGGUGCAAAUUAAUGUCCUUCGUCCAGGGGCCUCGAGGCUCGCAGAGACGAAAGUUAGGUUCAAAAUAAUUCUUCAUGGGUAUG